Molecule: messenger RNA, 2341 nt
Organism: Maylandia zebra (zebra mbuna)
Lineage: Eukaryota; Metazoa; Chordata; Actinopteri; Cichliformes; Cichlidae
Source: RefSeq, a predicted model, not a curated record
UGUGAAAUGCAUGGGGCUGGUACGGAGAUGUUGUCCCACCCUCUCUGAAACACGGAACUAUUAGCGCAGUACUCCAUCACUGCAGACACACUGAGCAAAGACGUACUCUGAAUCGGUGAAGACGUUAUUACUUUGGACUGAGUGGUGUUUUUAUCGCUGCUUAUGAUGUUCCACUUGCGGGCAUUGUCCGCAGUUUCAGUGGGGCUCGCGCAGCUGUCCCGGCGUUAUCACAGCGGGGCAGUGCGAGAGUCUGGCCGGAGAAGGCUGAUGCUGGCAGCCCUAGCUGGGGUAACCGGUGUGUCUGCUAGUGCUGGACUGCUGUGGAAGAGAGCAUAUGCAGAUGCUGGGUCUUCUGUUCGACACUCUGAGCAAGUAAGUGGAGAGGAACCGGAUUUUGGGAGACACCCAGACUCCGAAACGGAGUCAGAGAAAUCGGUGGAGGCCAGCAGUGGAGAUGAGGAUGAAAAAGACGAAGGUGGAGAGGGGAAAAAAAAGAAGCAACGCUCUGGAUUCCGUGACCGCAAGGUGAUGGAGUAUGAGAACAGGAUACGAGCCUACUCAACUCCAGACAAGAUUUUCCGCUACUUUGCCACUCUGAAGGUCAUCAAUGAGCAUGGAGAUGCUGAGGUUUACAUGACGCCUCAGGACUUCAUACGCUCCAUCACACCUAAUGAGAAGCAGCCUGAGAAUCUAGGCCUCGACCAGUUCAUCGUGAAGCGGUAUGAUGGCAAGGACUUCUGGCAGACGGAGAAGAUUGCCCAGGAGAGGGAGAAGUUUGCAGAUGAGGACAGCAUAUUUUUCACACUGGGGGAAUGUGGCCUUAUCUCCUUCUCUGACUACAUCUUUCUCACCACUGUGCUGUCAACUCCCCAGAGGAACUUUGAGAUCGCUUUCAAGAUGUUUGAUCUGAACGGCGAUGGAGAGGUGGACCUGGAGGAGUUUGAACAGGUCCAGAGCAUCAUUCGUUCCCAGACCAGCAUGGGUAUGCGACACCGCGAUCGCUCUACCACAGGAAAUACCCUGAAGACAGGUGGCUGCAGCUCUGCUCUCACCACAUACUUCUUUGGAGGGGAUCUGAAGGGCAAACUCACCAUUGGCAGUUUCCUGGAGUUUCAAAGGAAACUGCAGCACGACGUGCUCAAACUAGAGUUUGAGAGGAACGAUCCUGUGGACGGCAGAAUCACUGAGAGGCAGUUCGGGGGUAUGCUGCUGGCCUACAGCGGCGUCCAGUCUCGUAAACUCAAGCAGAUGCAGAAGGGGUUGAAGAAAAUGUUUAAGGAUGCACAGGGCAUCACAUUUGAGGAGGUGGAGAACUUCUUUACUUUCUUGAAGAACGUAAAUGACGUGGACACAGCUCUGAGUUUCUAUCAUAUGGCUGGAGCCUCCAUAGAUAAAGUCACCAUGAAGCAGGUGGCACGCACCGUAGCAAAAGUGGAGCUGUCGGAUCACGUCUGCGACGUGGUGUUCGCGCUCUUUGAUUGUGAUGGGAAUGGGGAGCUUAGUAAUAAGGAGUUCAUAGCCAUCAUGAAGCAGCGGCUCAUGCGUGGGCUGGAGAAACCCAAAGACAUGGGCUUCACUCGGCUUGUGCGUGCCAUGUGGAAGUGUGCCCAGGAUACCGCCUGGGAUUUUGCCACACCGAAGACAUAAUGUCACAGGAGACCAGUUGCAAUUGAGAGCGGAAGACAGCAGGUGUAUAGGGCAACAUUACCAAUAUCAUCAAAGGCAGUCUUGCUUGGACGGGUUUUAAGAAGUUUAAUAGACAAUUAAGACUGCAGCUCAUCAUCAAUCAUUAACGCAUGUUGCUGUAGUUCCAGCUAUCAGUAUUGUGGCUGAAGCAUCCUGACGCAGUGCACUGUGUCCUGAAAGGCUUCUCUAGUGUGCCUGCCUGAGGCAUCAUGGGUAUUUGUAUGUUUGAAAAUAUACAAAGUUUGUAUGUUUGAUUUUUUUUUUCAUGUUUUAUAAAGGAAUGCAGAACGGUGCAUCUGUUUGUCAAAUGCUAAAAACACCACUUUGCUCUUCUGUAUUUAAUGCAUUUUACAGCAAAAGGGCAAGACUAAAAGAUGAAUCAAUCUAGUUUGACCUUCAGCUCUAUAAAGGCUGCAGUAUAUCUGUUCUACGCUGUUAACAUAGCCUGGAUAUUUCUUUGGUGGGACAAAGCAGAAGUCUGUAAUGUCGUUAGCACCUCUUCACUCAGUCUGCAUCUUUAUUCCUAUAAUGUCCCAUAAAAGAUUAAGUAUGCCGUCUUACCCUGUGUUCUUAGCAUUAUUAUUCCCCAUGGAAACACUUUAUAUACGACAGAUGUUAAAAGAAGAACUCUAUUAAAGAUGCUACAAUAAUGUAA